Punica granatum (pomegranate) is the source of this 1657-nucleotide messenger RNA. The record is from RefSeq and is a predicted model, not a curated record. Lineage: Eukaryota; Viridiplantae; Streptophyta; Magnoliopsida; Myrtales; Lythraceae.
GAUGUAGAAAUAAAAAUGACGCUUCUUCGUCACUUUCCGCAUCUACCUCCAUCCGUACGGUACUCUUCCGAUCCCUCACCGCUGCAACCCGGACGAACCUUCCCAUCACCAGCAACGGCCACGCGCUGGGCCCCACUCGCCCUCUCCCGCCACGCGCUCCUGCAAUCCCCCCGCACGUUCCCCAUCCCAUCUCCGCACGUGCAAGCCUCGCUGUGCCGGAGCUAUAAAUUGCGGAGCCAGACUGACUGUCCACUCCGCAGCGACCACUCGAUCGGCGACAUGGGAGGGGAAGAGGCCGUAGAUGCUGCGGAGCUCCGGUCGGAGUUCAUCCGAGUCCUCCGGAGCAGGCGAAAGGAAGUGCCACUGACUGUAGUUCCAGCACAACCUGUGAAGGAUCCUCUUUAUCAGGAUUCACAGCCUCGUUCCAGCGAGGUAAUGGAAUCGUGUCCGAAGGAAACUACAGAGAAUUUCAACGAGCUGCUCAAGGAAGAAAAUCUUUACUUGAUUACUGAGGAAGGCGAGCAGGGGCGCCUACCUGUGCUUAUCUUGAGCAUGAAGGACAGCAGCCAUCAGAGAAGGCCGGCUAUUGUGUUUCUGCACAGCACUAACAAGUGCAAAGAGUGGUUGCGGCCAUUGCUUGAGGCAUAUGCUUCUCGAGGAUAUAUCACCAUAGCUGUUGAUUCUCGCUACCAUGGUGAACGUGCAAGUAACAAGACCACAUAUAGAGAUGCCCUUGUUUCUUCAUGGAAGACAGGUGAUACAAUGCCAUUUAUAUUCGACACUACCUGGGACCUGAUAAAACUAGCAGAUUAUCUCAUGCAGAGGGAAGACAUAGAUCCUUCAAGGAUAGGAAUCACGGGCGAAUCACUAGGAGGGAUGCAUGCAUGGUUUGCUGCUUUUGCUGACACACGCUACGCUGUUGUGGUCCCGAUUAUUGGUGUUCAGGGAUUUCGAUGGGCUAUUGACAAUGAUAUGUGGCAAGCAAGAGUUGAUAGCAUAAAAGCAGUAUUUGAAGAGGCACGGGCGAACUUAGGAAAAAGUGUCAUCGACAAAGAAGUUGUGGAAAAGGUUUGGGAUAGAAUUGCUCCUGGCCUGGCAUCUGGUUUUGAUUCACCUAAUACAAUUCCACCCAUUGCACCACGGCCUCUAUACAUAAUCAAUGGUGAAGAGGAUCCCCGAUGCCCAAUUGCAGGCCUAGAUGUUCCGAAAUCAGGAGCAGAGAAGGCUUACGAGGAGGCCAAGUGUCCAGAUAGCUUUAAGCUGUUUGCACAACCCGGGAUUGGGCACCAAAUGACAGUGCAGAUGGUCAAGGAGGCCAGCGAUUGGUUCGACAGGUUCCUUAAGAAGUGAUUAUAAUGACAGCAAUAUUCAUCGGUCUACAUCUAGAAUUUGGUUAUACAACUACUUCUGUUCGUGGUCAUCUACCGCUCAAGCCCCUUUGUUCUUGUACCGAUGGACGUGGACUAUGUAUCGAAUUUGUCGCGAUGUCAUAUGAAGAGAGUGGGGAGGAGAAAAAUAAGGGUGAAAAGUUAAUAGUAAUAUAUUAAUUUACACUAAUAACGUUCGUUCUAUGAGAGCUCAUGUAAUGGUCUUUUGAACUCUUGUUUAUAUUUAGUGUCAAGAGUUUUAUGAAUAAAGAACUGCGCUUAUUCCCCAC